AUGAGCGGCCGAGGGGAAGGAGCCAACCAGCCGUCCACCUCUGCCCAGCCACCACCUGCAGCCCCCCCGCCGCAGAAGCGAGGACGAGGCCGCCCCAGGAAGCAGCAACAAGAGCCAACUAGUGAACCCUCUCCUAAAAGACCCAGAGGAAGACCAAAAGGAAGCAAGAACAAGAGUCCCUCUAAAGCGGCUCAAAAGAAAGCAGAAGCCACUGGAGAAAAACGACCAAGAGGCCGGCCCAGGAAAUGGCCACAACAGGUGGUUCAGAAGAAGCCUGCUCAGAAAAAACUGUGGAUCCAUUGCCAGAGAAAUAGAAGACAGAGGAAGAGACUGAAGAAACAUCUUCACAAGAAUCUGCAGAGGAAGACUAGGAGACCGCAACACUUCAUUUCUACCUCAUCAGCAGCUGGGUCUCUGGAAGGAAGACGUCAAUGCCAUGACCACUUAUUUUCUAUUGCCAUCUUUCCACUUUUGCCUGGGGGGGAAACAAAUUCUUGACCUUAAAAAGGACUGUAUUAACCAUCUUCUUUGCAAUUCCUUUACAGCCCCAGGGUUAAUGAAAAACUGCUGUAACACCAGGGGGACACAGAUUAACAA
Tachyglossus aculeatus (Australian echidna) is the source of this 597-nucleotide messenger RNA. It is a transcript of the gene HMGA2, whose product is annotated as high mobility group AT-hook 2. Gene Ontology annotation, biological process: regulation of DNA-templated transcription. Lineage: Eukaryota; Metazoa; Chordata; Mammalia; Monotremata; Tachyglossidae. The record is from RefSeq and is a predicted model, not a curated record. Gene Ontology annotation, cellular component: chromatin; nucleus. Gene Ontology annotation, molecular function: transcription coregulator activity; DNA binding.